This is a messenger RNA of Anas platyrhynchos (mallard), 532 nucleotides long. RefSeq names its product transmembrane protein 258 (gene TMEM258). Gene Ontology annotation, cellular component: oligosaccharyltransferase complex. The record is from RefSeq and is a predicted model, not a curated record. Lineage: Eukaryota; Metazoa; Chordata; Aves; Anseriformes; Anatidae.
CCGGCACAGCUCCGCUUCCGCUUCCGUUUCCGCUUCCGCUUCCGGCGAGGGGCGGGCGGCGGCGGGAGCCGGGGCGACGUGUCGGGAGCGGACGGGACGGGCCCGGGAGCUGGGGCGGCAUGGAGCUGGAGGCGAUGAGCCGGUACACCAGCCCGGUGAACCCGGCCGUGUUCCCGCACCUCACCGUGGUGCUGCUGGCCAUCGGCAUGUUCUUCACCGCCUGGUUCUUCGUCUACGAGGUGACCUCCACCAAGUACACGCGGGACAUCUACAAGGAGCUGCUGAUCUCGCUGGUGGCCUCGCUCUUCAUGGGUUUCGGCGUCCUGUUCCUGCUGCUGUGGGUCGGUAUCUACGUCUGAGGCUGCCCGGCGCCCCCCCGACGGCUGUGGGAGGCCCUGCAGAAGCUCUUUUUAUAUUUCUUUUACAUUUCUACAAGGAAGCCUGUGUCAGGCAUGGACUGUGCUCCUGUCAGGUGACUGCUGCCAGCACAACAAACCAAACCUGAAUAAAGCUGGCUUCGUGAUGUACCUGC